AUGAAGGAGUGGUUUCAAAGUGGCCAUAUAGUAGUGGAGAUGGCUGCUAGGAUUAGUGAGGGGAAGUUGCGACGAGGGUGGCCGAACUGGGAGGGCUGUAGCGACGAGGAGAGGUUUCGGGGGCUAGAUUGUGGUGUUAUGGGUGGAGGAUUGGCUGGGACUGCUAGAGCUGUUGGGUUUUGGAAAGGAGUGGUUGGGGCAAGGGUAGCAAUGGCGGAGAUGUAUAACCGCAGUGUUUUGGGUGAAGGAAAAUGA
This is a messenger RNA of Dovyalis caffra, 255 nucleotides long. The record is from the annotation of a GenBank genome assembly. NCBI's taxonomy places the organism in Eukaryota, Viridiplantae, Streptophyta, Magnoliopsida, Malpighiales, Salicaceae.